This is a messenger RNA of Salvelinus sp. IW2-2015, 1171 nucleotides long. Lineage: Eukaryota; Metazoa; Chordata; Actinopteri; Salmoniformes; Salmonidae. The record is from RefSeq and is a predicted model, not a curated record.
CUGUAGGUUUUUCUGUGUCCUACCAAACACACAUCAGUUUUCUCACAUCACAAUCUAUGUGUGGAGUUCACUUCACUUCACUGACGGAAGGAAGGAAGGAAGGAAGUGGAAAAUAUGUCUUUGUCUUAUAUUCUUCUCAUUUAUGUUGCCGGUGUUGCGGUAAAAGAAAGUUGUGCAGAUUCAGUUCCCACUCCCACUAUUGUAAUUUCCCCUGCGUACAUCAAUUUAGCUACACCUGUUACAGUACGCUGUGAGUCACCAGAAGGCACAGAGUGCAAWUUCUACAGAGAUCAGGACACCAAACCUAUAAGAAAAGUGGAUUACAAGCAGGGUGCUUGCCAGUUCAAGUUGUUAUGGAAUGAGUUCAAAAAGUGGAACAAGACUGAAGUAGACCUCAGCUGUGUAAUUCUACAGAACAGAGAAGGUAAAACGAUCAAAACCUCUAAACCUAGUGACGCUCGAAGACUUAAUGUGAGUGAUCCAAUUGGAAAGCCCAGAGUUCAUGUGGAGAAGAUUGUGAAUUACCUCAAUCUUCGAUGUGAGGCCAAGGCUGGCACCUCAUGCUACUUUUAUCUGAACAAUGGUGACUCACACUUUAAAAAACAGCCCUACAAAGACAAUGUCUGUGUGGGGAGAGUGGAAGAAGAGGAACUGCAGAGGAAGAGGAGCAGUGCUGGAGAGAUCUUCAUCACCUGUGCUGUGGAGCUGGUUGUAGAGGGUGAAGAUACUGUGACAUCACAGCAUAGUGAACCCCUCGGUAUCACCAUAGACAUAUUAAAUCCUCCAGGAGCUACUAGUUCCCCAUCAGUGUUCAGUGUAAUCAAACCUGUUCAGGAGAAGACAAGCAGCAAUGUCACAGCCGAAGGAAGAGAAUCUGUCUCAGAAAUCCCCUUCUACCAGUAUACCAGUCUUCGUGCUGUUGUCUACGUUAUCAUUCUGCUGAUGGAAUUUGUUCUGUGUCUUCUCUGGUAUAGACGUGGUGCAUGCCUUCUCAUACUCACACAAAUGUAACGGAUGUAGGAACUUCAUUUGAUUACUCUUUUGUUUCUGAGAAUUUUCCUGCACAGCAGGAAAUGCCAACUUGCAGUGCAUUUGAGCUUUAAAAAUGCUUCUAAAGUUUGUAAUUUCCGCUUUGAAAAUUUCAAACUUGAUUUGCCCUAAAAGAAAUCUA